CAAUAUGGAAAGUGAAGCUGCUCUGCAGCCAUAGUGGGAAUGAAAUGGCCGUUGGUUGCUAUGGUUACACUGUUUGUUGUUGGUCAAGAUUAAUGAUAUGCUUGCCAUUGGCUGAGAAAACAGAUCCCAUUAUGAUGUCAUAAACAGAAGAGACACUGCCUGUUGCUCUCACCUGUUUGAUCAUUAGACUGCUGAGCGCUGUUGCUGCAACAUCAGAACUCCAGUCUUUUCACUUUUUGCAUUUUUUACUUUUUCUUGUUACUUCAGAACUUUUUUCACUUUUUAUCAUAACUUCAAGAAACAAUAAUGGAAAAAGAAGAGAAAGAUAUUCGGAUAGAUAUGAAUGAUGAAGAAGAAACAGACGAGAUAAAUGCAGAAGAUCGUCCUUUCAUAAGGAGAUUCGGCAAGAUCAUGCUUGUACUUUUCAUUUGCCUCCUGGCUGGCUGCUAUUAUAUAUUUGUGGUGGAGCUGUGCAUAUUCACUGUACAGUUAUUAGAGGCAAAGAUCACCUUCCUGGUGAUUUUCCACCUUUUGUUCCUCCUGUGCGUGUGGUCCUAUCUCCGCACUGUUAUGACUCCUCCCGCUGUCCCUCCGGCAAAAUUCCGCCUGUCGGAGUCUGACAAGCAGCGGUACCUGAGUGAGAGAAAGCCAGAAGUGCUGCAGGAGAUCCUCGUUCGUAUGGCUAAAGACUUGCCUAUUUCUACUAAGGACUCAAAAGGAGCUUUUAGGUACUGUGACAUAUGCCAACUGCUAAAGCCAGAGAGGUGCCACCAUUGCCCAGUGUGUGACAUCUGUAUACUGAAACUGGAUCAUCACUGCGUCUUUCUAAAUAACUGUGUGGGAUUUUCGAACUACAAGUCCUUCCUCCUGUGCGUGGUUUAUGCAUUGCUAUUGUGCCUAUUCACUAGCGCAGUGUCACUUUAUGGCUCCAUACUAUUCUGGACUCAUCAGCUGCCCAACACCCAAUCCAAAGUGCCGAUCAUUGUGCUGUUCAGCUUGAGCACACUCUGCUGUGUAAUGUUAUUACUAUUGUUAGGGAUUCAUUGCCAUUGGGCUGUAGAUAAUAUCACUUCUAGGGAGGGUGAAAGUGGCACAUGGAAUGAACGUUAUGACUUGGGCUUGAGCAAGAACCUGAGACAAGUGUUUGGAGAUGAAAAGAAAUAUUGGUUCCUCCCAGUCUUCAGCAGCUUAGGAGAUGGCUAUACAUUCCCAAUGACUGAUGCCACAAAGGACAUAGAAAAAAAUGCUGCUGCUGUUGCCAAAGACAUUACUGAGAGCCAGAACUGAAAAAUCAAUGAUUCUGGCAGCGGAUGCUACCAUUAAUCCUAGGAGAUCGAAUGGACUUUUCUUGAGAUUAUUCUAACUAAUAAGUGUUUGAAACUCUGGCCUACAAUUCCAGAAGAUUCUGCUGUGUCCAACCCCAACUCUAGGAUACCGGGACUGCUCCCGCUGAUGGAGAUGAACAUUUCAUGGACAGUUUAAUAGUCUACAAGUUUGUGUCUUCCAUCUUAAAACGAGGAAAACGAAUAGACUCAUUAUAUAUGUGUAUAUUUAUACACUGAAUGGGGUGCACCCCAAGGACUUUUUAAAAAUAUGUUUAUAUUUAUAUGUAAAUACUGUAUGUAUGAAAUGCUUUAAUAAAAGUUACCAUGAAUAAAUGUAGUGUUUCUGUGCUGUCUUAUUCCUUACAACAUACCCAGACACUAGAAGACUAUAUGGAAAAUAAAAGAAUAUCACAUUUACCACUACACAAGGCAGAGAAAUGUAU
Xenopus laevis (African clawed frog) is the source of this 1768-nucleotide messenger RNA. Its product is annotated as palmitoyltransferase ZDHHC2-like. The coding region runs from base 307 to 1287 and encodes 326 amino acids. The transcript has a single exon. NCBI's taxonomy places the organism in Eukaryota, Metazoa, Chordata, Amphibia, Anura, Pipidae. The record is from RefSeq and is a predicted model, not a curated record.